Messenger RNA from Merops nubicus (carmine bee-eater), 1655 nucleotides. It is a transcript of the gene SEMA3C, whose product is annotated as sema domain, immunoglobulin domain (Ig), short basic domain, secreted, (semaphorin) 3C. Gene Ontology annotation, molecular function: chemorepellent activity; semaphorin receptor binding. Gene Ontology annotation, biological process: neural crest cell migration; negative regulation of axon extension involved in axon guidance; axon guidance. The record is from RefSeq and is a predicted model, not a curated record. Bases 3 to 1649 code for a protein of 548 amino acids. NCBI's taxonomy places the organism in Eukaryota, Metazoa, Chordata, Aves, Coraciiformes, Meropidae. The transcript is spliced from 14 exons.
AGAUGGCGUUUCUUGCACUGCACGUGUUGAUUGGGAUAUUUAUUUACUUUAGCAGUGUAAAAGGAUCUUCCCAGCCUCAAGCAAGGGUGUUUUUAACAUUCAAUGAACUGCAGGAAACUAAGACGUCCGAAUAUCACAGAAUAUCCCACAGUCCCCUGGAUUACAGGAUACUAUUAAUGGAUGAAGAUCAGGAUCGGAUCUACGUGGGCAGCAAAGAUCAUAUUCUGUCCUUGAAUAUUAAUAAUAUAAGCCAGGACCCUCUUAAUAUUUUUUGGCCAGCGUCAGCAAACAAGGUUGAAGAGUGCAAAAUGGCUGGCAAAGAUCCUACACACGGCUGUGGGAAUUUUGUGCGUGUGAUCCAGUCGUACAACCGCACACACCUCUACGUCUGCGGCAGCGGCGCCUUCAGCCCCGUCUGCGUCUACGUCAACAGAGGGCGCAGGUCCGAGGAACAAAUCUUCAAGAUCGACUCCAAGUGUGAAUCAGGGAAGGGACGUUGUUCUUUCAACCCCAACGUGAACACGGUGUCUGUUAUGAUCAACGAAGAGCUUUUUUCAGGCAUGUAUAUUGAUUUCAUGGGGACGGAUGCAGCCAUUUUUCGGAGCCUGACCAGGAGGAAUGCGGUGCGAACCGACCAGCACAACUCCAAGUGGCUGAGUGAGCCUAUUUUUGUGGAUGCUCAUGUUAUCCCAGAUGGCACUGACCCCAAUGAUGCCAAAAUCUACUUCUUCUUCAAAGAGAGACUCACAGACAACAGCGGCAGCACAAAGCAAAUUCAUUCAAUGAUUGCAAGAAUAUGCCCAAAUGACACAGGUGGUCAGCGUAGUCUUGUGAACAAGUGGACAACAUUCCUGAAAGCAAGACUUGUGUGCUCAGUAAUGGAUGAAGAUGGAACAGAAACUUACUUUGAUGAAUUAGAGGAUGUGUUUCUUUUAGAGACAGAUAACCCCAGAACGACGCUUGUCUAUGGAAUUUUUUCAACAUCAAGCUCCAUAUUUAAAGGCUCAGCCGUGUGUGUGUAUCAUCUGUCUGACAUCCAGACUGUGUUCAACGGGCCGUUUGCACACAAGGAAGGGCCAAACCACCAGCUGAUUCCAUAUCAGGGCAGAAUUCCGUACCCACGACCUGGCACGUGUCCAGGAGGAGCCUUCACACCUAAUAUGCGGACAACCAAAGAGUUUCCAGAUGAUGUUGUGACCUUCAUCAGAAAUCACCCUUUGAUGUUUAAUCCCAUUUACCCAAUACACAAGAGGCCAUUAAUCAUACGGAUAGGAGCUGACUACAAGUAUACAAAGAUUGCUGUGGAUCGAGUGAAUGCUGCUGAUGGAAGAUAUCACGUCUUGUUCCUCGGAACAGAUCAAGGAACUGUACAAAAAGUUGUUGUGCUACCCACCAACUUCUCUGCAAGUGGAGAACUCAUUUUAGAAGAGCUGGAAGUUUUUCAGAGUAACUCUCCUAUAACAACAAUGAAGAUUUCAUCUAAAAAGCAACAGCUGUACGUGAGCUCGGACGAAGGGGUGACCCAGGUGUCCCUGCACCGCUGCCACAUCUACGGCUCUGCCUGCGCUGACUGCUGCCUGGCCCGAGACCCCUACUGCGCCUGGGAUGGCAGCUCCUGCUCCAGGUUUUAUCCCACAGGGAAAAGGUGAGCAGCC